This is a messenger RNA of Cryptosporidium ubiquitum, 882 nucleotides long. RefSeq names its product ZF-CCCH zinc finger domain-containing protein. Gene Ontology annotation, molecular function: metal ion binding. Gene Ontology annotation, cellular component: U2-type spliceosomal complex. The coding region runs from base 1 to 882 and encodes 293 amino acids. Gene Ontology annotation, biological process: snoRNA splicing. Lineage: Eukaryota; Apicomplexa; Conoidasida; Eucoccidiorida; Cryptosporidiidae. The transcript has a single exon. The record is from RefSeq and is a predicted model, not a curated record.
AUGUUCAAAAAGAGAAAUGUUAGCAAAGAACAGAUAAGAAAAGUUCAAAGUGAUAACUUGGAGGAAAGUAAUCCGAGAAUAUAUGAAGAAACACACUUUCAAGGAUCCUUAAAUACAGAUAUUGAUGAAAUCAAGAAAAGGAAUCAGUUAAAAAAAGACUCAGAUCUAGUAAAAGAUCCAAAUUUUGAAAAAGAUGAAAAACUGGACGAACUCAUUUCUAUUGUUUCACAUAAAAGUAACCGAAAGUUUAGUCACGACAAUAUUAUAAACAACUAUGACUUAGAUCUACAUGAACCAAAUCCUCCUAAUAAGGAAACCUCUAAAACUAUUUAUUCAAGAAGGAAAUAUGAAACUCUAGAAUCCAGAAAUCCUAAUAUUAAGCUCACUUUAAGAAUGGAUUAUCAGCACGAUAUUUGUAAAGACUUUAAAGAAACUGGAUACUGUGGUUUCGGAGAUACCUGUAAAUUCCUUCAUGAUAGAAGUGAUUUCAAAAGCGGUUGGCAGUUAGAUAGAGAGUGGGAUAAAGAACAGAAGAGAAAGAGAUUGAAGAUUAACCCCACUUUUAAAGGUAACUCCAAUCAUGAAGACGGUAACCUUUUGUCCGAAUCCACUAACUCUAAUCAACCUCCAAAGAAAUGUUUCAUUUGCAAAAAAAAAUGGAGAUCUGACUCAAAUCCUAUUGUUACUCUCUGUAAUCACUAUUUCUGCGAAAAAUGUGCUCUUAAUCACUAUGUUAAUACCUCCAAGUGUUUCCAAUGUAGUCUCCCUACAAAAGGAACAUUCAAUAUUGCUUCCAUACCUCAAGAUCUAAUCUCCAAAUCUGAUUCCCAUGAUUCUUCCGAAUCUGAAAGCCUGUCUUCUGACAAUCUUUCUCAAUCUUAA